This is a messenger RNA of Cotesia congregata, 3426 nucleotides long. The record is from the annotation of a GenBank genome assembly. Lineage: Eukaryota; Metazoa; Arthropoda; Insecta; Hymenoptera; Braconidae.
AUGAUCAGUGGAUUUCAAAUAGCCUUGAAAAAUACCAUUGACGUUGACUUUAUCUACCACUGGAAGCAGUUGAUGAAAUUUUACUCCAGUCAUAAAACAAAUUGCAAAGUCUCGAUAGAAAACACAGGGAUUCCUCAGCACCUAAACCGCUUGCUAGAAAUUCUUCUUGCUGAAGAAAAAGAAAGUGACAACCCCGGGUUAUGUUUGGAAUACUUGCUCCAGCACAAGCUGCUGGAUUGGCUGGCAACGUUGGCCAGCGCAGAAACACCUCCAGGAAUGCGGCUAGUCUGUCUGAUAUUCUUCAAAAAAUUCCUGGCGCGAACAAAGUUCCCACUUCUACAUCAAGCCGCCGUAUAUGGCCCAGUGUUGCGGUUGAUCGGGCUCUGCAACGGGAGUAUUCCGUCGCCGAUCGAGGGUGAAGAGAUAAAAUUCCUUCUGACGCUCUGCUUCCUGAUAUGCAGAUACCCUCACCUGACGAACAUCGUCAAUGACUGUAGCAGUGUUCGCCUGGAGCACUGUGUGGUCAAAGGUUCUGAGCGACUGGAUGUCCAGUCGGUGACGUACAUUCCCAGCAGACAGAGGACGAACCACUCGAUCAAUCCUUUGUUCGAGCCACUGAACACCCAAGCGAUAACUCUGGUGAAUCCAAACCUCUUUGCUUGCGAUCACCACCAGAGACGCUCGAUUUGCACCGAGAGGUUCAAGAAGUCGGCUAAGUUAUGUGAUAAGACCAGGAGAAAAGUCUCUGGUAGGUCCAAUGAGUCGACGUCGUCAAGAGACACGGAAAACUCUUCAAGGUGUUCUAGUCCGGUUGAGAAGAUCCAAGAUGCUGCCUUGGAGACUAUCGUUGAUCAAUGUGAUUACGAGAAUUGUGAUAGAGAGUCUGACCGCGUUUCUUCGUCAGUAUUUGAUAUUGAUGCGAAACUCCAGGAUCUUGAAGAGUUGCGAUUAGAUGAUUACCGCAGGAACGGAUUGCUAAAUGAUAACAAUGAUGCUGAUGAGAAAGGUCAGAGUUUAGCAGAGUCUAUUUCACCUGAUCCAGAGAAUUCAAAUCUACUGUUGGAUGCCUUGAUAAGUUAUUUAAACAGUGCUGACAAUACAGUGAGAGUAAGAGCCUGUGAAGGAAUAAUGGUACUAGCAACGCUUGAAGAACCAGCCUUUGCUCGUACGAUGGCACAAAGUGACUUAUCGAGGGUACUUAGUGCUAGAUUAGAGAAUUUGUUCAAAUGCAUACCAGCUCAUGUAGAUCCUGCGGAGAUAGACGAGAUAGACUUUACGUGGGGACUCGACUCGCCGCUCUGGACUAAUGAGAAAAAGUUUCCAGGGUGUAGACAAGUCGCUGCUUAUUUUAUGUGGCUGGAUUACUGUGACCAGUUGAUCAAAGAAGCGCAUCCAGAAGUUGCCGCUGCUCUUGCCAAGGCUAUCAGGUUACUGUUUUUUGAAAAAGUUCUGACACCGGCGCUGGGUGAUCAUCAUGUCGUGUUAAUCACAGCUUUGGUGACUGAAACGCUUAAGAAAAUUACUGGAAGUGUUUUUAAUAGUGAGCUUGGAUACUGGUUAGUUGGUAUUGAACGAGUUCCAGUCGCAGAUGUCUGUGAAACUUCACUGAUAGAACGCCUGAUAGAAAAUUGUUACUCAGACAGCGAUGAUUUAACUCUAGAAACACUUAAACUAUUUGAAGCGAUUUUGGAAGCCCGAAACGAGCACGUGUUUCAUUGUAUGAUCCUUUCAUACUUAACAUCUCGGGGUUACUAUGACACAUCAGCAGCAGACAGCGCAAUAGCUUCUUGGAGCGACGAAGAAGAUGAGCGAGAGCGAGAGAAAAAAGGCUCGCUUGAUUUCUGCCAGGAACAAACUCACAGCCGGACCCUGGCGCCCAGCAAUAUUCACCGGAUAAUAAAUUGCUUUUUGUCCCUGGUACCGCGACAACUGCAGAGUGAUCCCGGUGAAGACGACUACGGACGUUAUAUGGCUGACUGGGAGAAGCAGUACCAGCGCGCGAAAGCAGAAUGUUCAUUAUUUGCUUGGCCUUUGGAAGCUGUCUCUGUUGAUGACUCUGGUAGUUAUGACUCGAGACCGGAAGCUGAUCAUUGCUCAUCUAGGUUCUACAUGGGCCCUUUUAUUGCCAUGCUCCUUGACAAAGUUUCAAACAUUCCUAAUCAAAAGUACGAAAUAAACUUACAGUUGACUGUUGUAAUUUCAAAGCUUGCUCUGUUACCUCAUCCGUACUUACAUGAGUUUUUACUCAAUCCAUUAGUACCUCUGACUCCUGGUACCAAGAGUCUCUUUAAUUGUUUACAAAAAGUCAUUAAACAAUUAGUGAGUGAUAUUAUUAAAAUGCCAAAAUAUAAAGAUGCUUUAAGAGAAACUAGAAAAAAAUUAUUACAGGAAUCUUCACAAGAUUUAAUAAAAGAUAAUAUUUUGUACGAGAGUAUUAUAAUAACAGAAGAAUUUUGUAAAGAAUUAGCAGCAAUUGCUUAUGUCAAGUAUCAACAUUCCAUCGUAAUCAGAGAUGCAAUUAAAUUAAACGAGUUCUAUGGGAAAAGAAUUGACGGUGGUAAUUUUUUUAUCAAGAUAAAUGAAGACACAGAAUCAAGUUUGACGACAACGCGAAUGAGGCUGCUGAAAAAUACGUGCGAAAAUGUUCUGAAGGCUCUUGGAUACGCGGUAGAAGAGAACGCGGAGCGUAAGUUGUUUUUGACGACCAAGUCACAAGGAAAAAUUGAAAAUGGGUUUGACAGGUGUCUGUGUGGAGUCGUCAAGAAUCCUGUCAGUAAUGCAAAAGAAACUGGGCUGAGUUACUCUCAGUAUUUGGAGCAGAAGAUGAAGCUUGUUAGAGAAGCCAACGAUUCUCGGCCGGUUGAUGAAAUCGAGGACCAGCAGUUGGAGAUGAUUGCACAAGCUGUCAUCACUUUUGAGUUCAUGAGUGUCAAACCUAGUCAUCCUUGUUUCAUCAAAGUCGAUUCGGAUGCUGAUAAAGCUGGCACUUGCAACCGAGGAGGGACUUUUGUUUUGUAUAACUUGGCAAGGAUCACUAAAAUUCUAGACAAGUUUCAGUAUGAAAUUGACUCUGGGAAGUAUCCAGAGUUGUGGGAUAUUGAUAAAGUUGAUUUGCAUUUAUUGGAUUCAGAGGAAGAGUGGAAUCUUAUUUAUAAUUAUAUUUAUGAUUAUCCAUUUAUAUUAAAACGGAUAAUAGAAAUAGAAGCUAAUGGUCACUGUAAAAUACAUCCACAACUUCUCAGCGCGUUUUUAUUAAACCUCUGCCAAAAAUUCAGCAACUAUUACCGAAGAUGUAGAAUAUUGACGGAUGGACGUUCACAGUUGCUACAAGAAAUGAUGAGACGCAUCUAUUUAUUAAAAGCCCUCCAAAUAGUUUUCACUAACGCUUUAGAAAUUCUAAGCAUAACUCCAAUUUCCAGAAUGUAA